This is a messenger RNA of Nothoprocta perdicaria, 2397 nucleotides long. It is a transcript of the gene VWA2, whose product is annotated as von Willebrand factor A domain containing 2. NCBI's taxonomy places the organism in Eukaryota, Metazoa, Chordata, Aves, Tinamiformes, Tinamidae. Gene Ontology annotation, cellular component: basement membrane. The transcript is spliced from 13 exons. Gene Ontology annotation, biological process: calcium-independent cell-matrix adhesion. The record is from RefSeq and is a predicted model, not a curated record.
AUGACCUUCUUGCUGUUAUUUGAGUCCAUCUGCAUUUUUCUGCUUUCCCAAGUUUUGCUGGUGGUGGAUAUACAAGAAAUCCAUGCUGACCAGGAGAAGAUUGUCAAGAUCUCAGCUGCUGGCCAGUCGAUGCAGUGCUCGGCUUCGGUAGAUGUCCUUUUCCUCUUGGAUGGCUCCUACAGCAUCGGCAAGGGAAGCUUUGAAAGGUCCAAGCACUUCAUGGGUAAGCUCUGCGAUGCCUUGGACAUCAGGCCAGACCGGGUGAGUGUCAGGAAUUCAUUAAAAUUUAGUCAUCAAACUGAACAUGUACAAUGCAUAUUCCCCCAAACACAGCAUUUAUCACUAAAGGAAUAAAAGUUUGAUUUUGCUUUUCCAAUGCUAUCUUCUUUUAGAGGUGGGAGCACAGAGACGGGUCUGGCUCUGAAAUACAUCCUUCGCAAGGGAUUCCCCGGCGGCAGAAACUCGACUGUCCCUGAAAUCCUCAUCAUCCUUUCAGACGGAAAGUCCCAGGGCAACACUGAAAUACCUGCAACGCAGCUGAAGGAGAGGAGGAUCAUGGUUUUUGCAGUAGGAAUAAAGUUUCCAAGGUGGGAGGAGCUGCAGGCGCUGGCUAGCGACCCCGCUGAGCAGCACGUCCUGUUCGCUGGAGAUGCCGCCGACGCCGCCAAUGGCUUUUACAGCACCCUCACCCGCUCUGCUGUCUGCAGCGCCCCGGCUCCAGACUGCAAAAUUGAGUCCUAUCCUUGUGAGCGCAAGACCCUGGAGACUGUGAAGGAUCUGUCUGGAAACUUCGCAUGCUGGAGAGGCUCAAAGCAGCAAAGCGCAGUGCAUGGUUCACUGUGCCCGUUUUACAGAUGGAAAAAAGUUUUCAUAAAACAUCCAUCCAGACGUUUCCGAACAGUCUGUCCAGACCCUUGCGACUCCCAGCCAUGCCAGAAUGGGGGUACCUGUGUCUCAGAGGGACUGGUCAAGUUCUACUGCCUGUGCCCGGUGGGGUACGGAGCAGACGUCCACUGUGGACCGAAGCUGAGCCUUGAGUGCAGCGUCGAUCUUCUUUUCCUGAUGGACAGUUCAGCAGGGAUCGCUCUGGAAGGAUUCCUACGUUUCAAGGCAUUUCUAAAGAGGUUUCUUCAAGCUGUGAUGGGCCAGGAGUCACCAAUGAAUGUGGGAGUGGCUCAGUAUGAUACUGAUGUCAAGAUACCCAUUGAAGUGGGGCAGCACAAGGAUGUGUUUGGUCUCAUGAAGAGUAUUGAGGCUUUGAAUUUCAGUGGAGGAGAAACUCAGACAGGCAGAGCCCUGUGGUACAUUGCACAGCAUGGCUUUAGAAGCAUCCCAGCCUUGGCAGAUGUGCAGGAUGAUCUCCCACGGGUAGCUGUCUUGCUCACGGACUCCAAGUCUCAAGAUCCAGUGGUGGAAGCAGCCAAGUAUGCAAGAGACCAAGGGCUUUUCCUCAUCGGCAUAGGCAGAAGCUUCCUGAGAGCAGAGCUGACUGAGGUGACUGGCAAUCCCACGCAGACAAUCAUCUACUCCAGCCCCCAGGAUCUCCUUAACAAGAUCCCAGAGCUGCAGAAAAGAAUCUGCAGCAUGGACAGUCCUGAAGGCUGCCAGGCUCAGUCCCUUGAUUUGGUGUUUGUGGUGGAUGCUUCAGCUGGAGUUGGCCUGGAGAAUUUCCUGCUGCUGAGAGACUUUGUCAGAAGUGGAUCUUCCCAUUUCAGCAUCAGCCGGGAUGUCACCCAAAUCGGCCUCGUGGUGUACAGCAGCAGAGCUCACACUGCGUUCGCCCUGGACACCCACACUAGCAAUUCAUCUCUUCUCCAAGCCAUCAACCAGCUGCCCUUCCUUGGAGGCUCGAGCUCUCCCGGCAGUGCCUUGCUGCAUAUUCAUGGCGAUGUGAUGACUGUGCACAAAGGAGCAAGACCUGGUGUCAACAAGGUGGUGGUGAUGCUCACGAAUGGCGGUGGCAUGGAGGACGCUGCUUCACCAGCUCGGCAGCUGAGGAAUAACGGCAUCUUGGUGUUCGUGGUGGUCAUUGGAGAUGCAUAGAGGGACGCUGCUGGGUCUCCCAACUACCUGGUCCACGUCUCCUCCUAUGAGGACCUGCAGCGUUAUGAAGAGCUUAUCAUUGAAAGAAUCUGUGAAGAAGCGAAAAGCCCCGCGAACCUGUGCAAGCCCAACCCCUGCUUGAACCAGGGCCUAUGUGUCCUCGGGCCUGGAAGCCACCGCUGCGAAUGCCACAGCUGGCAAGGACCCCACUGCGCGAGCAGAAUUGCCAGCGAUUAAUCUUGGAGAAGUCCGGUUCUUCCUUCAGUUUCCCACAAGCAGCAGAGUCCACGUGGGUUGCAGCACUUCUCCUGAGGUCUUCAACACACCAAAAAGUCUGCGGAUUGGAAGCACUGA